CAAGGGAGGUCUUGGGUCCGAGUUAGGCAGUUCCUGGGAGACACAACGUGGACCCUAAAGCCUUCCCCACCUGGAAUGUGGUUGACAAGGAAUAGCUUUUGAAGAUCAUGGUGUGUCAGAGGAGCUGGAGACGGCUCUCUUCAGCCUGGCUUCUCACUCUGGGGCUAUUUGUUUUGAGAGAGACCCGGGCAGCACACCACAGACAUAUGGGCCAGUUCACUGCAGUGGGCACAUGUAAUUCUCUCUUGGAACUAAGUGUAAUUAGCUUCAUGGAUGAUGUUCCAGUGGGAUCCUAUAACAACAUAUACAAGCAAAUUAAUAUCAAGAUACCCUGGAUCUUCAAAGCACUGGGAGCUGAUUACAUUACCAAGAGGGAUCAUUUAUUGGUGGACCAUGAGCAACAUUUCCGCUGGAUCAUCCCAUUCUUAUCAAAGAAUGACACUAACCCUAACAGAAACCACACAGCGCAGCUCCUCACAGACUGUGAAAUAGACAAUGACGUCAAGGUAAAGAGCCAUGUCCAUUUAAUUUGGGAUGGGGUAGAAUAUUACAGGAUAGAUGAAGAAGUUGGGCAGUGGGACAACUUAAAGCCUGAAACCAACCAAUAUCAGCAGAUUCUGGAUACUCCCUACUGGACAGAUCUAAGGAAACGCUUUAUGAGUGAAUAUUGUGUCGACCUGUUGAGGAAAAUCAUUGGAUACUCAAGCUUAAGGGAUAAUGUGCCCCCUGAAGUGACCGUAUCUCGCCAUGUCAACUCGGAAGUCAGAAUCAUUCUCUCCUGCACAGCCACAGGCUUCUACCCACGUUCCAUCCUGCUGCAGUGGAAGAAGAAUGGGGAGCUGGGAGUAUGGGGAAAGGAGACUUCCAGUGGCAUCCUGCCCAACAUGGAUUCCACCUUCUACCUCCGCCUUACCUUAGAGCUCCCACCAGAGGACUCAGGGACAGGUUUUACCUGUGUAGUAGAACACACCGAGUUGAAGACUCCUGCUGUGUAUCCAGUCCCUGAAAAGCCCACACUGGAGAAGCCUUAGGUCCUGACACUGAACAUAAUGUUGGCUGUCAUUCUACUGAUGAGCUGUGCUGGCGCCUUCAUACUAUGGAAAAAAAGGAAGUCAGGUGUGCAUGUAAUGAGAGAAAGAUGAGAGAAAGGUAUUGGAUGGGGAGCUCCAAAAGAGAUGGGAAAUAUUGCUACUACAGCAACCUCAAUAACUGAUUGUUGAAAAACAGUUUGAGAAGAGAAUCCCAGAAUCUUAAGCUUGUACUUAGACUACUUUAAAAAUUAUUUUUAGUUUCUAGAUUCUUCUGUCUUUUAUAAAUAUCUUUGGAAAGUGAAAUGGGAAGAUGAGGACCCUGUAUAGUUCCAUUUAUUUUUUAAGCAGCUUCUCUAAUUUCCUUCUUUAUCAU
Sarcophilus harrisii (Tasmanian devil) is the source of this 1404-nucleotide messenger RNA. RefSeq names its product zinc-alpha-2-glycoprotein-like. NCBI's taxonomy places the organism in Eukaryota, Metazoa, Chordata, Mammalia, Dasyuromorphia, Dasyuridae. The record is from RefSeq and is a predicted model, not a curated record. Gene Ontology annotation, biological process: immune response. Gene Ontology annotation, cellular component: external side of plasma membrane.